UCGCACGCGUUCGAAAAGGCAUUGCGACUCGCAAAACUUUAAUAAAUAUAUUUAAUUAUUAUAUUUAUCACAAAACCAGAAGCAAGAUGACAAUGGACGUUAAAGCCAGUCAAGUAGCAGCCAGCACAGCUACCAAAUCGAGUGCCAAUGUUGGUGCUUCGGCAUCGACGGGAGGCCAAGAGUGUGCCGGAUGUGGAAAACACAUAACCGAUAGAUUUCUGUUGAAGGCACUGGAUUUGUUUUGGCACGAAGACUGUUUAAUGUGUGGAUGUUGUGGGUGUAGACUGGGCGAAGUCGGAUCGACGUUAUACACCAAGGCAAACAUGAUAUUAUGCAAGAAGGAUUAUUUCAGGAUGUUUGGCAAUAAGGGCAUGUGCGCGGCUUGUUUCAAGGACAUACCGGCGUUCGAGAUGGUUAUGAGAGCCCGCAGUAACGUGUAUCACUUAGAGUGUUUUGCGUGCCAACAGUGCAAUCACAGAUUUUGUGUCGGAGAUCGCUUUUACUUGUGUGAAAACAAAAUAUUAUGUGAAUAUGAUUUCGAAGAGAGGAUGGUGUUUGCAAACAUGGCUUAUAACCCAGCUACUUUGGCUCAGUUGAAACGUCACGCUACACACAUACCACCCGCGGUUGGUGGAGGGGGUAGGGCAGAUCUUCCGUUGACUGCAGGAAGCAACGGGACUGGAGAUCGUAGAGCCACACCAACUGAUUCACACCACCACGGACAUCAUCAUCAUGGGCACCAUCACGGAGCACCCACCACUAAUGGACAUCAGUACGGUGGAUCAGGUGCCACUACGAACGGCGAUCAGUCUCAGCUUCAAUUAUACGACGUUAAAUGAUAACAUAAAAAUGUGUUAUUUCUCAAAAAGACGUUCUCUUUUAAAAUUUAAUUUUAGAACUAUUUCGUUAUUAAUUUCCUUCGAGUAUUUUGAUUUAAUUAAGUAUAGUAUUAUUAGAUUUUUAACGAAUAAAAAUCGUUACAGACAGAUUUUGUCUGUUUGGAUAAUUACGGCGAUAAGAGAUUAUUCGUAGAAUAAAACUAUGAUUUUGUUUCAAAUUUGUUCACAAACUUAAGUGAAAAAAUUAACUUUAAGUUCGUGCAAUUAGAAAAAAAAAGGUGUUAACCUAAUUACCCUUUAAUGUUUUUAUUAUUAUUAUUAUUAUUAUUUUGUUGCUUAAAUUACACCAAUUAAAUAGUGUCUAUUUACUGUCUUUAAUAUUUAUAUG
Melanaphis sacchari is the source of this 1227-nucleotide messenger RNA. RefSeq names its product LIM domain transcription factor LMO4.2-like. Lineage: Eukaryota; Metazoa; Arthropoda; Insecta; Hemiptera; Aphididae. The transcript has 6 exons. Bases 87 to 839 code for a protein of 250 amino acids. Gene Ontology annotation, biological process: positive regulation of transcription by RNA polymerase II. Gene Ontology annotation, cellular component: nucleus. The record is from RefSeq and is a predicted model, not a curated record. Gene Ontology annotation, molecular function: transcription coactivator activity; DNA-binding transcription factor binding.